AUGAGCUCGGAGUCUAUCAUCAACUGGGACGCUGUUAAAUCUGUUGACUAUGAGCCACCGACAAGCUUGUUCAUAGACCGUUUGAUUGAAAAUCCAUCAGAGAGGGCACAUCUGUAUGAUGAAUUCUCCAUCUUGAGGGCCGAUGAUGCACGCGUGCCGAGCUCCGGACUUGCAUUUUUCUCAGAGAAAAAGCUUGAAUCCCUCGUGAAAAGAUUAGGGAGUUCUGAAAUAAGAGAACUUGUCCAUCAAAUCGACAACGAAAUCAGAACGCGCUUCCUGGCCAGCACUAACAAUGAUAAUGCCUUCGCUCACGGUGUGCGACCACUGGCCCUCGAGCAGCCCUCGUCGGAUGAACUUCAAAGCUACGCAAACAGUUACUUUGAAAUCGUCCAUCCUGUAUUUCCGUUUUUGGAUCGAUCGGACUUUGAGGAAAGGAUAAACGAUGCUCAGUUGUCUCAAAACCUGAAAACUGAUUCCGCGUUUUGCGCUCUUUUCUACGCUGUCAUGGCUCUGGGAUGCCAGUAUCAUGGGCGCGGUACGUUUCAGCCGGGUGUUGGAGAAGCCUGGAAGUUCUUUCAAACAUCUUUCAGUUAUGUAUCUGGUAUUAUCACAAGCCAGGCAUCUCUGCCCAAUCUCCAAGCUCUCAUUGCAAUGGCAAUUUUUGCGUUGAACACAAGCUCGCUACAGAUUGAGAAUUUUCUAAUAGCGGAGGCCUGUCGCACUGUUCUUACACUCAGGUAUCAAAAGUCGAUCCUUAUCGAUUGCAACGAUGCUGCUUGUUACCGAGCAUUUUGGGUGGUGUAUCAUAUGGAAAAGCAGUACAGCUUUCAAGCGAGAAGUAGCUCGGCUAUCAUCGAUCUUGAUGUCGGAUGCCAAAUUCCUUCGGUUCCGGAAUCUGUUGUCAAAGGCUACAACUGGUUCAUGGCCUCCAUCCGCAUCAGCCGAAUAUUUUCCAUCACCUAUGAUACUCUAUUUUCAGUUAAUGCGUCCACUCAACCAAUAGCGUCCCUGCUUCUGGCAGUUGACCAUAUCCAGAAACUUCUCGAGGGUUGGAGGCAAUCGAUUCCUCUUGUUUACAGACCCGGAGAGGUAUUACAAAGACUUUCUUUUGCUGAUAUGAGUACCAAAGAGAUCGCCAUCCGAACUCAUUUCUAUUAUUUCCACCUGAUCAUUGCACUGGAGCGAAUGAGGCUUCACCACAGUCGAGACAGACAAACGGCAGAUAAUAGUCUACAGACCAUGCUCAAAGCUGCUACAACGGUAGCUGAGCUCACUCGGUUCAUUGACGUGGAACCUUAUACACCCGUCUUCAUCUUGUCUAUCAUGCCACUGUCUGCGCUCUUCAUACUUUUUGACUUCAUCAUUCACUGUCCUGCUCGCCCGGAUAUCCGGGAAAAAUUGACUUUACUCGACAUUUUGUCUGGUCAUUUCAGCAUGCUCGAACACGCUUCUGGCGGAUUAUUACCUGGCAAUUAUCUGUCUCGCUUUGCGCAUAUUGCAAGACGACAUGUUGAGACAUUCACAAGCCAAUCGGCUAACAAUACCCGAAACGACUCAUCUUCGAUAUUCGGGAGUGAGCAAAAUCAGCAGGACACUUCUAACACAGGAGAUGUCUCGGUCGGUGGAAAUACAGAAAGUGACGAGACCGCUUCCUCGAGUCAUCACUAUAUCAACGACAGCUUUAGCCAAGAGCCCCUCGCUGGUGUUGAUGCCUAUGAUGAAUCAGGUACCGAAAUUGCCACACCUUAUAUCUAUCCGGAGGCCACAAAGAUCAUUGAUCAAGCGAAGGUGCAAUAA
Penicillium brevicompactum is the source of this 1797-nucleotide messenger RNA. RefSeq names its product fungal specific transcription factor domain-containing protein. The transcript has 11 exons. Gene Ontology annotation, molecular function: zinc ion binding; DNA binding. NCBI's taxonomy places the organism in Eukaryota, Fungi, Ascomycota, Eurotiomycetes, Eurotiales, Aspergillaceae. Gene Ontology annotation, biological process: DNA-templated transcription. The record is from RefSeq and is a predicted model, not a curated record. Bases 1 to 1797 code for a protein of 598 amino acids.